Papaver somniferum (opium poppy) is the source of this 1218-nucleotide messenger RNA. RefSeq lists its product as uncharacterized. The coding region runs from base 328 to 906 and encodes 192 amino acids. The transcript is spliced from 3 exons. Gene Ontology annotation, biological process: peroxisomal membrane transport. The record is from RefSeq and is a predicted model, not a curated record. Lineage: Eukaryota; Viridiplantae; Streptophyta; Magnoliopsida; Ranunculales; Papaveraceae.
UGGUUAUUCAUUCUAUAGCAAUUUAGGAACAUUUAUAAAUAAGUAGCAAGACCAUAAUGCUAUUAAAUUUUUUGUUGCUGGUAUUGGCAUACCCCGUAUGCACACAGAUAUGUAGUAGUAGUUAUGAAAUGAUAUUAGUUUCACGUUUUUUUUUCCUUUGAUUUCUGCCGAACAUCGGAAAUUUUGAAUGAGCUGAACGCUCUGUUUGGUUCAGUAACAUCUAUACCGGUUCAAGUUCUUCUUACCGGGUCAUGCUUUCUGAUAUCAGAUGAAUCAAUUUCUGACCUUCCUGAAUUGCUCAAAGACUUUCUUGGAAAGUGGAGGUUGAUGGAUGAUGAGGGUCAGCAGUAUGUUCUUGCUAAUGCGGAAAACUCAAAUGGGGCUUAUUUAAAAGGAUUUGAUGGCCGUUGUGUCCUGGAGAGUGCAAAGUACUUGGAGGUUGCGGAGAUCUCUGUAACACUUGUUGGGAAGGUUUUAAAUGAUACUGAUCAUGCAAUUGCUUGGGUGGAGCAAGCCGACUUGCCCGCAGGAAAUCGUCAAGAUCUUCUGAGGAGAUUAUGUUCUUUAUAUUCUCUAAAAGCUACCAAGUCAUCCCAAGAUGUGGAAACACCCAUGUACGAGACACACACUGAUUCUGGCCAAGAUACCAUAUCUGGAGUUGAACAAGCGUCAUCAGUAACAUCAAAAGUUUCCCCCUCACUUAAUGGCAGGGACAGUGUUAAUAAAGAAUCCAUUUUAAAACUAAGCAAACGAGUAGAACCUUGUUUCUGGUGGUUCCGUACUGUCACUCUGAAAUUUGGCGAUGCUCGGUUGGUCAUUUCUCAUGGAAAAAUUGUGCUCUGGGGUUCAUUUGUCUUAUUCAUAUUUUAUGUUCUUCGGAAGAAACAAGCUACUUUAAAAGGGUAAGGUUCUCUUUUUCAAGCCACUCCAUCUGCAUUUCCGUCACGGAAUUGAUGCUCCUAACUGAAGGGAUAUGUGUAUUCCUAAUAGGAACUAUUCGUAUUGGUCUUUCAUCAUUUCAGGAUUCGUUAGUAAACAAGCUUCAUCAGUGAAUAUUGAUUCAAUGUCUCGUCCGUUUUUCCAUUAGUUGGAAAGUGUGUCACAUUUUUACUAUGUACAUUCGAUUUAUUUUUUUACUAUGUACAUGACUUGCACCUGCAAGUGGAAGUUUGAUAAACCAUUGGCAUCAAAAGGAUUUCCAAAUGGGUUUAGUUUCCA